UCUCAAAGUGAAGCAGUUCAUGAACAUCUUCUCCAUCCCAGAGAUGACCCUCCUGUGUGUGGCCAAUGAUUUCUUCAUCUCCAACGACAUUGAGUACGAUCCUGAGCACCUCAUCAAAGAUGUCUCAGAAGCCAUUGGAAUGGUUCACAUCAAAGGUUACAUGUACAAAUGGAUCAUGCAAGAUCUGGAGAAGUACAUUCUGCGAGGGGACGAGCCUUAUGCUUUUCUGCAAUGCCUGAUCAGCCACGGGAAGAAAGUGUUCCUCAUGGGGAUGAAGACCCAGGGUCAUAUGUUGGUUUGGAUGACAUAUUGAUUUGAUGGUAAAUUGACCAUAAUUAGGAUAGAUCAUUAAAGAGGAUGAGUAAUUAUCCUAAUGCCAACCACGU
Oncorhynchus masou masou (cherry salmon) is the source of this 386-nucleotide messenger RNA. RefSeq names its product 5'-nucleotidase domain-containing protein 2-like. The coding region runs from base 20 to 313 and encodes 97 amino acids. Gene Ontology annotation, molecular function: 5'-nucleotidase activity. Lineage: Eukaryota; Metazoa; Chordata; Actinopteri; Salmoniformes; Salmonidae. The record is from RefSeq and is a predicted model, not a curated record. The transcript has 3 exons.